UCUCCGUAAACACGAGUACCUAAAACAUAACAAACCAACUUUCGCUUUCACCAGCAAAUCCUUAACUGGAGUACUGGACCAACAAUUCUUCAAUUGAACUUCUCAAGUAGGACCCGGAAAAAAGUUGCAAUUCUCAAAGAAAAAAGAAAACUUUUCACUUCAAUUGCAAUUCUGAAACAAAAAUAAAACAUUCAUCUGAUCCGCCAUUGAUAUAGCUUCUAAAAAGAAAAUGAAACCGACGACGUUGGUAGAUGUGAUCGAGCACAAGGCUUACGCAAGAAUCGGAUUGCUUGGAAACCCAAGCGAUGUAUACUAUGGCAAUACCAUCUCCAUUAGCAUCGCCAAUUUCUGGGCUUCCGUUAAAUUGGAGCCUUCUGAUCGCCUCGUCAUUAAUCCCCACCCUUACCACGACCUUGUUGAGUUUGAUUCUCUUAACUAUUUGGUGAAUCGUUUGGAAAAUGAAGGUUUCUAUGGAGGUGUGCGUUUGGUUAUGGCCAUCUGUAAAGUAUUUUACAAGUACUGCAAAAAUAAUAAUAUUGAUCUUCAUGAGGGGCUUUUUACCUUAUCUUAUGAUACAAAUAUUCCUCGACAGACAGGACUUUCAGGCUCUAGUGCUAUUGUGUGUGCUGCCCUGAACUGCUUGCUUGACUUCUACAAUGUCAGGCACCAAGUUAAGGUGGACGAAAGGCCAACUCUUAUCUUGGAAGCUGAGAAAGAACUCGGAAUUGUUGCAGGUCUCCAAGAUCGGGUGGCACAAGUUUAUGGGGGACUUGUUUUUAUGGACUUCAGCAAAACUCAGAUGGAUAGAUUGGGACAUGGUAUUUAUACACCAAUGGAUAUUAGUCUCCUUCCUCCUCUCUACCUCAUCUAUGCUGACAAUCCAAGUGACUCUGGAAAGGUGCAUAGUACUGUUAGACAAAGAUGGUUAAAUGGUGAUGAAUUUAUAAGAUCAACGAUGAACGAAGUCGCUAAUUUAGCUGUGGAAGGAAGACGGGCAUUACUUGAAAAGGACUAUGCUAAACUGGCGUCCCUGAUGAAUCACAACUUUGACCUCCGCAGAAGUAUGUUUGGAGAUGAUGCUCUUGGAGCUAUAAAUUUAAGGAUGGUGGAGGUAGCACGGGAUACUGGUGCUGCAUCAAAAUUUACUGGCAGUGGCGGGGCUGUCGUUGCAUUUUGCCCUGAUGGACCACCACAAAUUGAGCUUCUACAGGAAGCCUGUCGUAAGGCUGGUUUUAUCAUUCAACCUGUUCAAGUAGCUCCAUCAUUCUUAAAGGACCUUGAUCUUGGAAGCUCAUCUUCCGCUUGACAGAGUUAUCUCUAGCAUCAUCGUACAAGUCCAUGUUUUUGGUCUUCGUGUAAUGCAUCAUAGGACCAAAGACACCUCGUCAUUGUAUAUUUCCUCUAGGAGUUUCUUUUAAUACAUAUUUUCAGUGUCAAAUUGUACGAAAUAUUUCGUUAGCAAGGGCUUUAGCUUUUAUAUACAAGGAUUUCAUUUAGUGUUA
Molecule: messenger RNA, 1502 nt
Organism: Beta vulgaris subsp. vulgaris (sugar beet)
Lineage: Eukaryota; Viridiplantae; Streptophyta; Magnoliopsida; Caryophyllales; Amaranthaceae
Product: glucuronokinase 1
Exons: 6
Coding region: 230-1306 (358 amino acids)
Molecular function (GO): ATP binding
Source: RefSeq, a predicted model, not a curated record